UAAGUUGCCAGACAUCUCCAUUUUGGCACUACUCUGGGACAUGAUUGUUGCGGGGCUGGAAACUUCACUAGCGACGCUCGAGUGGACGAUGGCGGAGCUCAUAAACCAUCCCCGAGUCAUGUCCAAGGCUCAAGAGGAGAUUGACAGCGUUGUAGGGAGAGCUCGAGCGCUGCAAGAGUCCGAUCUUCCAAGCCUUCCAUACGUCGAAGCCAUUGUCAAGGAAUCACUGCGUCUCCACCCGGCAGCCCCACUGGGACUUCCUCACGUGAAUCCCAAGCCCGUCAAGCUGGGUGGCUACACCAUCCCUGGUGGCUGCAAGGUUCUCGUCAACAUAUGGGCCAUUGGACGCGAUCCCGCUCGCUGGGCCGACCCAGAAGCGUUCCAGCCUGAGCGCUUUCUCGGCUCCUCCAUAUCUGUGAACGGGCAGAACUUUGAUUUUCUUCCAUUUUCAUCUGGGAGGAGAGUUUGUCCUGGCUAUCCACUGGCCAUGAGAUCGAUCCUGUUUUUCGUGGCCAGUUUGCUCCAGGCAUUCGAUUGGAGUGCUGCUAACCCGGCUGGGAUCGACAUGGAAGAGCGUACUAGAAGUAUGACAACAAAGCUCAAGGCUGACUUGCUUGUAAAUGCGUCUAUCAGGGUCGAUCAAAAUAUAAUAUAAGCAUUGAAGACCGCCUUGGCGCCUAUUAACUAUGCGAGAUGGAACGGAUGACGGGAGACCAAGACCAAGAUGGCGAAGACCAUGAGGGACCAUGAGGGUAGGUCCCAUUUUCCUUAGGACUUUAUAUUGAUCUGAGCAUGUAAUAAAACAGGACAUGUGAUAAAACUGUUGUGCUGAGCGUGAUCGUUGAGACUA
This is a messenger RNA of Selaginella moellendorffii, 850 nucleotides long. RefSeq names its product flavonoid 3'-monooxygenase-like. The transcript has 2 exons. The record is from RefSeq and is a predicted model, not a curated record. Bases 41 to 655 code for a protein of 204 amino acids. Lineage: Eukaryota; Viridiplantae; Streptophyta; Lycopodiopsida; Selaginellales; Selaginellaceae. Gene Ontology annotation, molecular function: oxidoreductase activity, acting on paired donors, with incorporation or reduction of molecular oxygen; iron ion binding; heme binding.